UUCAAGGCGAGUGACUCAAGAGCAAACAACAACAUAGUAGAUUGUGCGUUGAUUUUAUAAAUAAUCUCACUUAACAAAUUAAAAAAAGAAGAAAGAAGCAACAGUAGACAUCACACUUGUUUGAAUCCAAGUCAAGCAAACACGUAAAUGAUGGUGACUAUGGUGAUUUUACUUGAUUAUGCCGAUAUUAUCCGCUUGAUGAGCACGCUUUAUUGCGCGGAUAAUCAAUUCUCAGAAGUUCACAUGUGUGUGUAUGCUACCGUGACGUUUAUCGACGAGCGGGACAUAUUGCAGAUCCGUUGUCGAAGUUAACCGCAUGUUCUUUGGGAUAGCGGUAUACUUGACUCGUUUCAGCUGAAUUUCAUUCGUACCUGGCUGGGUGAACGUGCGCGUGUGCGUGCAUGCGUGUAAACUAACGUCCGUCUCGAUUUUACGCACUUUCAUGCAUAAUUCAUGCGAGAGCUCACUGAGAAAAAUCUGGUAUCCUUUGAAACGGCUUGUUUAUUUCGACAAAAAAUACCUCUUAGACGCUUCUUCGCGACGAUAUUAAUAAUUGCUGACGCAUGUCAUUGUCUCUUGAAACGUCUGCAACGUAAACCCGUCGAGAAUCGAUACGAGAGUUGACUUGGAAUUACAUUCAGAGAGGAAUUUGAUAGAGAAUUAACGGUAUUUCCAUUGGUACCGUAUAAGACUAAUUAAACUAAACUUGACGCGCUUAUAAAUAAUCAAGCAGCCCCAUAAAAUUCUAAAUUAUAUGAUGAAUACAAGCCGCAAAGAGCAUCGCCGCCAUCGUGAUAGAAACGUCCAAGCUAAUCUUACAUGCGCUACCACAGAACGCACUUGUAGAUAUUAUACAUUAUUUUGCUAAAUAAUCUGCUGUAAUGGCGCGACUCGCGUAGCCCAGGAUUGAGACUUACGGUUUUAUUCGCGCGUAGAUCUCGGCGCCAACCCACAUGUGCGCCUCGCAUUAGAUACGUGAGCACAAAUGAAAGUGGCAGGUACCGUUACAGUAGCGAGUGCCACGUUACGACAAAAGCUUUUUCUACGUGUGUGGACACCACGCACGUGCGUUCCAGUCGCUUUCGUCCGCCAAUUAAGAUACACCAUUGUCGGCAAUAUGCACGAUUUUCUCCUCAAACGGAGAGCAAUAUUAAUCCCGCGGAUGAAAAAUCGUUAAUACUCUAAUGAAACUUAGUCUUUAAAUGUAAUCAUUAUUGAAAAUUGAGAGUUUCGUCGACAAAGCGAAACGAUAUUGCUGAAUUAAUUUUAAAAGAAAGAAUAUAAGUUUUUCUAGCAUUUGAGCAUAUUCAGUGCGCCUAUUAAAAAUCGCAUGGCAUUCUAUCGGAUUAUGUACGCCUCGUUCUCAGUCAAUCAGCGGACUUCGCGCGCCCAGACUUUAAGUGAAAGAAAACAGGAUACUAAUUAGAAAUGCAUUGACUACCGAAGAUAACUGUUGCCCAGCAUUUUAGAAGCCGGGACAAACCGGUGACCUGACCAUCGACAAGCAAACGCAACUCACGUCGACAUUCACUCGUUGCUUCAUCCACCCGAAUUCCUGUCCCUGGAUAACUGUAGUGGUUUUUAUCACUUCCUCGAGACGAGGCAUAGGAGAAUGCACGCUGAAUGAAAUCACUGCAUUUCCCGGAUUCCCGGUAAAAGAACGCUGAUUUAACGCUGAAUUAAUCAAUAUUUAUGACACUUUUUAUGUCGCGAUACAAUAACCGAUCACAAAUAUACAAAAAUUUUAUAAUUCUUUAUUGUGGAAACAGAAAUAUUAUAGAGUAUCUAUAAUGAAAGAAAUAUUAAAGUCUAAAAAUAUAAAAAUUGAUCAUUGAUUAGAUGAAGAACAAGAACAGCUGCUCUUCUCUUAUAAUCAACAAAUAAACAAAAUUAAUUAUAUUACUACAUAAUGAUAAAUGAAGCUAAUAAAGUUGGCAGGAAGUUAGAAUUGAUGGGUAAAACUAUGAUUAUUCAUAAUAGACUAUAAGUAAUGCGUUUAAUAUUCAAUUUGAAUAUAUGGAGUGCACGUGGAUUGACUUGAUGAUCGCAAGAUGAUCGCCGCCCAUCUCCACCGCAGCAUGAUACGAGCUCGGUGAAGUAUAACGUUACACCCAAAUUCCUGCCUCCGAAUAACUGUAAUCCAGUUCUUGCCGAUUGCCCGGCGACGCUUUAUCGAGUAACUACAUCGCUGACGGCUCUAUGAGCAGUUAGUCUCCCGAGAUGACGAAAGAUACGGACACGUAGCGAGAUCAAAAGAAUUGCCAAAAGAGAAACCGGAAAUAGAAUCUCAAGAUCCCUGUAUAAAAGCAAAUUAGCUGGAAAUCUUUCUCGGAGGACCGAGGUGCUUCCUGAUCCUUUAUCUUUUUCUUCAGCUUUGGCAGUGGCAGAUCUGCCGAACAAAUUGCGCAAAACGAGCGUUUUUCGCGAUUAGGUCGUUGACCGAGUCGAUAUUUCUACGUCAAGAUCGACUUGAAGAAGGCGACUACUCAUAUUCAGCCUUGAGUCUACAUUCAUCUCAUCGUGCAGCCUGCGAUCAAUUGUAGACUCUGCCAAACAUGUUUUUAUCCGUCAGAAUUGCAUGUGACUGGACAAGUGGAGAAAAGAUCAAGUAAAGUGACAAUCACGCUAUUAUUUCUUCUAUUUCUUCUAUUCACGCUAUUAUUUCAUCUUAAACUCAAUUUUCGAUCAAACUUUCGAUUGAGAAGUUAUGUAAGACAUGUACUUGCGCUUCAAUUAGAUUAGAUGAACAAACAGCAGCGCGAGUUCUUAACCAAUUAAAUCCGGAUGUGAUUUCACGCUCGAUGAACAAUCAGUUUCGGCUUACUCGUUUUAGCGCGUUUCAUAAUACUAAUGUCAGUAACAGAGCGUAAGAAGUGUGCCGAGAGAAUCAUGCUCAAACAUGAAUUAGUCAUAAUUAGUUACGUAACAUUCGUGUUUAGUUCUGCAUCACGAAAGCAUUUCACACUUCGCUUCGCUGUGCAUACGAGGAUGUGCACAGUCGUUUCCGUUUGUUUGCUUUUGUUCGUUGCAGAAGAGAUAAAUGAGCUGCACCCUUUGGUGUGACGAGAGACCAGCAACUGGCCAAGUGAUCCAGUAUCACUGAGGCGUCAGGAGCAUUAAUCCGCAUUAAAAUUAUGAGCGUGAUUAUGAGAGACAGAUGUAAGUGCACAGUGCAAGCCAGCCGUCGUCUGCUGACAGUGGCUCACCGUUUCUUCGACGGAGCAGCAUCCGGUGGCAAAUUGAAACGAGUCUGCGAGUGGCGUGCUGCUAAAAACGAACAUUAAAACGUCGCAUUGAGCACAUUGACGCUCCGGAGUAAUCAAGUGCAAUUACGUCACGUAAUUACGUCCAGACGGAGAGUUCUUCGGUUCAUCACCCCGUCCAGUCCGCGUGAGAACGUUCCCAGACUUAUUGUCGCGUCGUGAAUGUCACGGUCGGUCUCGCCUGAAUCGCAUUCAGAUAGAUACCUGCCCUGCGAACCCUUAAAACGCACCGCUUUACAUUAGUUAAUUAUAUUACUAAAAAGAUGGAGAUCAGGUCUUAUGACGAGAAUGACUAAUUGAACAGGUGUUUCGGAAAGAAAGAAACCAGCUUUCCUGAAGAAUCAGUCUAAUUCCUUCUGGCUGCCCUUUGUUUCAGAUGUGCGAGCGACGGAAACAGGCCUGGGCCGCCAUAUUCAUCAGCAACGUGUUGAUCCACACCGUUGUUAUCGCCAGCCCGAUCUAUGUUCCUCAAUUUCUACCAGGAACCACAGGAAGAAACAUCAGGCAUUUGCCCUGCGUGUCACGCAGAAGUGGCGAGACCGGCGUGUGCAUGUUCGCGUUUACUUGUGCGAAGGCUAAUGGCACGCAUCUCGGCACUUGCAUCGAUCGCUUCUACUUUGGUAGCUGCUGCAAGAUCGACGACGAGCCGGACAUUUUUCCGCAGGACAACAGCAUCGACGAUGGACCGCCGCCGCCACCAAGGCCAUUCAUCACGACCCACGGGCCCAUCGAGAGCAAUGACAUACCAGAGUACUUUACCAGGCCGAAGCCGACUGAUGAGAAGAAACCGGCCGAGACCCCUCAAACCACGACGACGCCUAUAAUCUCGAGUACACAAAGCACGCAAAGUUCGGCAAGUACGUUGAGAGACACGACGAAGUUUGUAACAAAGAAGCCAACAAUCACAACGAUCGAAAUGACGACGCAAACUACCCGUCUUUCGACGUUCCAAACUGUGCAAAACGUUGUCGAAGUAGGAUCUAGCACGGAAGCCACAUUGUUGAAGAGAAAUACCACCGUGAACAGACCAUCAAGUGUAUCACCAAGCACGACAAGGCAACCUACGAAGCCGUCCCUUUCGAUUUCUACCCUACGACCUAUCAUCGAAAAUGCGACGAAACCAGCAAGCACCACGACUGUUUCGAAAGCAACUACGAAAAAACCUGUUACGUCCUCAGCAACAGUACACAGACCAACGCAGACGUCCCAGAAGCCAAUUUCUUCCACCACUCGCAGGCCGAUUCCUCAGUCAACUACAACGAGGAACGUCCUCACGACUACGCAGAAGAUAGCGCCUUCGACCAGAUUUCCACCGAGGAAUACGACGUCAGCCAAGCCGACGACUCAGUCAAACACCAGGAAACCUAUUAGCAGCACCAGGAGACCCACCACUGCUACGGUAACGACGAAACGUCCGCUGGUGACUACGAAGAAACCCAGUACGCAAACGAAGCGACCAUCUACCUCUUCGAAGCCCUCUACGAGUUCCAGCUUUACUAGCUCUACGUUGUCAGCGACAACCAAACCUCACUCAACCAAACCUCACUCAGGAUUGUCCAGUGGGUCGUUCAGCACUACCGUCACACAAAGUACUUUAGCCUCCACUGGAAUCAGACCAGCAACUACGACGACGUCAGCUACGAGCACGAGUACAAGCAGUCAAAAGACCACCACUACAACAAAACUUCCAGAUCAAAAACUGUCCACGACGAAAACCACGACGUCCAGACCAACCACCAAGACAACUACGAGAACGUCAACCAUCAAGACGACCACUCUUCGAUCAACAACGGCUAAAACAACGACGGGCAGCAGAACGACCACGUCUAGGCCAUCGAUUACGACGACGAGGUUGAAGCCCACCAAGGUCACUAGUACGACAACGAAGACUACUAGACCUGAAUACACCAGCAGCACGAUAACUACGGAAAGAACGAGGCCGUUGUCAUCAACCAUUGGAUCAACACUUGGCGUUACGAAACCGAGACCAACCACGCCAACGAAACCCUUGACGAAAGUUCCCAUAAGCACAUCCACUGUUGUGGAAGUCACCACGAGCAUCUCAAGUUCAAUAUCCACCUUUAGAAACGAGACCACGUCAACCUACGUACCUCCUACCAAGGGUCAGGAUGCUAAUAAUACCCUCGAGGAGAUCCCACUGACUACGUACUCGCCAGGGUUAGUGACGUGGAGUUCUAAUUCUGAUGAACCUGCUACGAAAACACCCGAGACAUCCACAUCAACGCCAACGACCACAUCGCCAGAGCAAGCGGAAACUGAUUGGUCGCCGAUAACGACUCCGGAUGGCUGGAUAAUGAUACAGUCGCCUACUACCGAAAAGAUACCGCAAACCCAAGAGUCGACGACCGAACCGGUUGCGGAAUCCACUAUACAGUCUUUGACUUCUGUAAAACCAAUCACAGAAGGCACCACCAUUCCCGAUUAUAUCACGAAGAUACCGACACUAGCUACUUUGUCAACGAUCGCCAGCGUUACGAUUGACACGGAACUUCCGGUACCAAUGGAGACCCUCAAUAUGUCAGACUACAAACAAGUGUGCGGACGACGACUGUUCCCGGAGUCCAGAAUCGUCGGAGGUAACCGGAGCUCCUUCGGGAAAUGGCCUUGGCAGAUCUCGUUACGUCAAUGGCGAUCGCAGACGUAUCUGCACAAGUGCGGCGCGGCAUUGUUGAACGAGAACUGGGCUAUUACUGCGGCGCACUGCGUCGAAAGCGUACCACCUAGCGAUCUUUUAUUAAGGAUCGGUGAACACGACUUGGCGAACGAAGACGAGCCCUACGGUUAUCAGGAAAGAAGGGUGCAGAUCGUGGCGAGUCACCCGCAGUUCGACGCGCGGACUUUCGAGUACGAUCUCGCCUUACUGAGAUUCUACGAGCCCCUUUUACCCUUCCAACCGAACGUGUUACCGAUCUGCUUGCCGGACGAUGAUGAAACGUAUGUUGGACACACCGCCUACGUCACUGGCUGGGGCAGACUUUACGACGAGGGUCCAUUACCGUCCGUACUGCAGGAGGUCGCAGUACCGGUUAUUAAUAAUACUGUAUGCGAGGCGAUGUACAGAAAUGCGGGUUACAUCGAGCACAUUCCGCACAUUUUUAUCUGCGCCGGUUGGAGGAACGGUGGCUUUGAUUCCUGCGAGGGAGACAGCGGCGGUCCCAUGGUCAUCCAAAGAGCACGAGAUAAGCGGUGGAUCCUCGCUGGAAUCAUCAGCUGGGGUAUCGGUUGUGCCGCACCUAAUCAACCCGGUGUUUAUACGCGCAUCUCAGAAUUUCGCGAGUGGAUCAAUCAGAUUCUGCAAUUCUGAGCAUCGCGACGGAAGCACGCGCUUGCGCUUGUGAUUCGCGCCGCGUCGACUCCUAUGAACAUUCAAAACGACCGCCAAACGACGGAUCGAUGGCACCAUCUUCUGGAGCUGUGAGUCAAGUGCAAUCUAGUGGAAAAAUUUAAGAGAACCAGCGCGAGGAUUCAUGGAAAUCUGUGUGCGUGUUGCGAAUACGGACGACGUGUGGCGCCACUGAUUCAAUUUUCGCGAGUGAAGCCGCGAAUUUUUGAAUAAAACUAGCGACGAUUCGGCAAUGGGACGAUAACCGAUACCGCCGAUUCGCGAUACCAGAAACACUGUGGACUGGUGACAAAUAUUGUCGACGAUUAAUAUUUUUACCGGUGAUAACUAAUGCGAGAACUGUGAGAGGAUCGAAACUUUCGGUCAAUUUAGUUUUUUUUAUCUUAGAACAGAUUGUAAAACAUUAAUUCCAGAUUGGAAUUGUCACUUUUAGGAUAAAUUAAUCUCUCAAAUAUUCUUGUACCCAACAGCAUUCCUAAGUUGUAUUUCCUCUUUUUAUCAAACAUAUUGAUUUAACCGUUAACCAUUCUUCUUCUGAUGUGUUCAGUUUGCUCAAAACCUGAUAUUUCUAUCUAUUUUGUAUAAAAAAGGAUAUAGUAAAACAUAAGUUUCCAGAAAUUACAGUAUACACAAAAAUUAUGUGCAAAUGUUGUUAUGUGACUUAACAUAUUUUCUACAAUAAUGUAGUAUAUAUUUAAAUCGAUAAUUUUAACUUUAUAAAAAGUUUGAUAUUAAUUUAUCAGUUUUUGUCCAUGAAUAUACGUAAAAACUUUUUAUUGCUCUCGAAAUAUUUGUUAUUAAAACUACAAACUUUACGCGAAACAUGUACGUUACACUGUCUUUUUAUUUAUUUGUAAAUCAUCAAAAUAUACAAGCAGUUGAGCGCAGAAUA
Molecule: messenger RNA, 7519 nt
Organism: Ooceraea biroi (clonal raider ant)
Lineage: Eukaryota; Metazoa; Arthropoda; Insecta; Hymenoptera; Formicidae
Product: serine proteinase stubble
Biological process (GO): proteolysis
Molecular function (GO): serine-type endopeptidase activity
Source: RefSeq, a predicted model, not a curated record